This is a messenger RNA of Echinococcus granulosus, 2223 nucleotides long. RefSeq names its product Putative adenylate kinase 7. Gene Ontology annotation, cellular component: cytoplasm. NCBI's taxonomy places the organism in Eukaryota, Metazoa, Platyhelminthes, Cestoda, Cyclophyllidea, Taeniidae. The transcript has 15 exons. Gene Ontology annotation, molecular function: ATP binding; AMP kinase activity. The coding region runs from base 1 to 2223 and encodes 740 amino acids. Gene Ontology annotation, biological process: nucleobase-containing compound metabolic process. The record is from RefSeq and is a predicted model, not a curated record.
AUGGCAACACAACAAGCCACCCAUUUGAUACCAAAGGAUAUAUUUAUUAAUCACAUCGAUACGUUUAUAUCAUCUCACCUUGGCAAAGUUUUGUUCAAAUCAGUCUUUGGAUCUGGAGUCCCACUUGAUGAGGAUGAAGAGGGUUUAGAAGAGGGAAGCGCCAUUCCGGCUUCACCAGCUGGAUUUAAUAAUAACAUUUUUUGUACUCUCUCAAGUCCUUCUGCCACUCUUAGCUUUCCGGCGUUUGUGAUUAAAUACGACAAAUGGAUUGACCUCUAUCCCAAAAUUAAACAUUGCACCUAUUUUAUUUACAACAUAAACGACGAUGAUCUACAAGUUGAAGAAGCUUUAUGGAUUGCAGAGAAACUUUAUGAGGAAUCAGAGGGCUUUGAAAAACGGAAAGCUUUUGUCUUACUAUCAACUGUUCUUACAUGGUCACAAAUACAAUAUUUGCCUGACGCAAGUGAUAGUGCGUACUUUUAUGAUGCAGAUUACAUCAGACGAAAGGCUCACCAACACUACGGUAGGCAUAUUGCUGCAGAAAAAGAAAUUAAGAGACUUGGUACUCUGAAUAAAUUUAAAUUUUUGACGUAUGUUAUUGCAAGCGGUAUAACAUAUGGUGAAGAAAACGAUGUAUUUCAUCCAUUUCUCAAAGCACGUUUCUUAUCAUUGGAAAACGUUUUUCAUGGUGGAUGGUUGAACAAACCAACUUUGAGUGUGAUCGGUGACGGAAAAAACCUAAUACCAACAAUCCAUGUAAAAGAUCUUGCGAGUAUAGUUUUUGAAUUACUGAAUUUGUGUCCUACAACGCACUACAUACUUGCUGUGGAUGACGGUUACAAUACACUCCUAGAAAUAGUUACGCAAAAGCACAUUGACAGCCUCACCUUGAAUUUACGCUUGGAAGCGCAGUUUGUGCAUGAAAAUUUGCCUUUCAAGUGGGUUAGCGAAAAUGGAAUGGUUACUUCGAUAGAAAGAGUAGUGAAAGAGUUCAAACUCGCAAGAGGCUUGCUACCGAUUAGAAUAUGUAUCCUGGGUCCACCUCUAUCAGGAAAGUCAAAGCUGGCCCAGCUGCUUAGCGAGUACUAUUCCGUGCCACAUAUUCACGUCAAGGGAGUCAUUGAUGAUAGAAUAAAGGAAUUGGAAGAGCAGGUUAAUUUAAGGCAUAAGAAAUCAUCCGAUAAUGAGGGAACUGAGGAAGAGGCAAUUGAUGAGGGUUACGACGGAGCCGAAGAUAGUGAUCUAAACCCUUCUGCACUGCUGUCACAGAUCAAGGAAACUCUCUCCUCUGAGAAGAAUCGCCUAAGCAACGCAAUGGUUUGCAGUUUUAUAAAGAAACGACUAAGUUCAAAGGAGUGCUUAAACCAAGGAUACGUUCUCGAUGGUUUUCCAAAGACAAGAGCACAAGCAGAUCUACUUUUUGGGAUUGCUCUCUCCCCAAACCCCAAUUCCCUGCCCAAGGGAAUUCUUCCAGCCUGCGUCAUUUUUCUCCAGGCUACAGAUGUCUUCCUCUUUAGUCGAGUCCUCAGAAUACCAAACCAUGAAAUGAGGUGCUCACACAACGAUGAGGAGGGUUUUCUUAGGCGUCUCCUCAUCUAUCGCCACGCUCACGCUGGGUCUGAGGUGGCAGCUCUCAUGGCGAGUGAUGAGUUACGAAAGGCUCUCAAUUCGGAGUACCUCCAGAAGAUCACAGCAGGCGAGGCUAGUACGCUGACCUUAAGUGAGCGGAUAGUCCCACUGAUGGCAGGCAGUGUUGGUGCCAAUUCAUUAUGCGCCUUUUUCGAGGACAGAGGCAUUCGUGCUUUUAACUUCGACGUCGAGACAGACACCUCGGGAGUCUUUAACGAAAUUGAGAGAAAGAUACGCGCUGCAAUAGGACCACCAAGAAACUAUGGGCCGUCGACAUCGAAAACGGUGACGAUAAGAGAGAAAAUACGUUUGAAGGAGGAGGAAGAACGCCGCGAGUUGGAGAAGGCAAGAGAGGCUGAGGAGUUCAGACGUCGUGAAGUCCGCAAACGCGAAUUUUCUGGUCUUCUGGAAAGAGUACGCACAGAAGAAGAUGAGGCAUUACUGGAGGCAUCAAAACCACUCCGCGAGUUCUUGUCCAAAUUCGUUAUGCCGACCCUCACGAAGGGCAUUUUUGAGUGCAUCUGGAGACGACCGGAGGAUCCCAUUGAUUAUCUGGCCGAAUACCUCUUUAGAAAUAACGCGCAGGUUGAUUGA